This is a messenger RNA of Cimex lectularius (bed bug), 1946 nucleotides long. Its product is annotated as cyclin-dependent kinase-like 4. Lineage: Eukaryota; Metazoa; Arthropoda; Insecta; Hemiptera; Cimicidae. Gene Ontology annotation, biological process: protein phosphorylation. The record is from RefSeq and is a predicted model, not a curated record. The coding region runs from base 569 to 1648 and encodes 359 amino acids. The transcript is spliced from 8 exons. Gene Ontology annotation, molecular function: cyclin-dependent protein serine/threonine kinase activity; ATP binding. Gene Ontology annotation, cellular component: nucleus.
CUCAACUCUGAUUGCCAUCCAUGGGUUACCUACGAACUGACACAAUUCUACUUGGAAUAAGGUAAAAGGUAUGAAGGUAAAAAAGGAAAAUAUUCUAGUCAUUGGAGGGCAUUGUAGCCAUUGCCUGUCGUGAAAGAAAGGUCAGAACAAUUUACAACACAUUUCUGGAAAAUUGUCGUUUAUUGAAAGUUAUCAAAGAUAAAUUCCAAGGGCAAUGAUAUUUUAAACCAUAUGGGUGGGAAAACAAACGGAUUUGCCAACUGCUAAAUAUAUCCUGGCUAUUCCUCAUUCCCAUUCCGAAGACAAAGUGAAAUUGUCACGGGGUUAUGUGUCGACUUUGAUUUUUAAUAGGGAAAUCCCCACCCCCUGAUGCGUGACGUGUCGCUUCAUCGGAUUUCAAUAGCUUUUUGUCCGUCACGACGCUUCCUAUGCGGUUGCCUGGUAACUUAUUUACCUCCUUUUUCAAAAUAAAAGUCUGCCAGUGUGUUCCGAAGUUCUACUCUUCAGCACGACACGGACCCGUGGAAACAUAAUUUAAGAAACAAGGUCCAGAGCUUCUUCAAGACUGAUGGAACGAUAUGAAAAGCUAGGAAAACUAGGAGAAGGAAGUUACGGUGUUGUGUUCAAAUGCCGGAACAGAGAUACAGGCCAGCUCGUUGCGAUUAAGAAAUUUGUAGAGUCCGAGGAUGAUCCGCUCAUAAGAAAAAUAGCACUAAGAGAAAUUAGACUACUUAAGAGUUUAAAACAUCCAAAUUUAGUUAAUUUAGUCGAAGUUUUUAGACGUAAAAGAAGGCUCCAUUUGGUGUUUGAAUACUGUGAGAGAACGGUGUUGGGUGAGCUCGAGAGGAACCCACAGGGCUGUCCACCAGCACUCGUCAAGCAAAUCAUUUGGCAGACGCUGCACGGAAUAUCAUACUGUCAUCAGCACAACUGCAUCCACAGAGAUGUCAAGCCGGAAAAUAUUCUUCUCACGUCCAAUGGUGUUGUCAAACUGUGCGAUUUUGGAUUUGCAAGGAUCAUGAGUCCAGGUGAAAAUUAUACAGACUAUGUAGCAACUCGGUGGUACAGGGCACCUGAACUACUUGUUGGUGAUACCCUCUAUGGUCCACCAGUUGAUAUCUGGGCUGUAGGUUGUGUCUUUGCUGAACUCAUACGGGGCGAAGCACUUUGGCCUGGAAAAUCAGAUGUCGAUCAGCUUUAUCUUAUCCGAAAAUCAUUAGGAGACCUUAUUCCGAGGCAUAUGCAAAUAUUUAGAGCAAAUGAAUUCUUUAAUGGAAUAACCCUUCCUCAGCCUGAGAAAAUUGAACCGUUGGAAUCUAAACUGCCUAGGCAAGCUCAAUCAGACCCAAAUACGAUUGACUUUUUAAAGAAAUGUUUAGAUAAGGAACCUUCGAAAAGAUGGAAUGCCGAAGAGCUCCUGAGGCAUCACUACUUUGACCAUUACCACUUUAAAAUGCCAGAUUUGGAAAUGGAAGAGUUUGAAAAACUGAAAAAACAUAGGGAUAAGUCUCGAAAUUCGAGUUCAACUGUAAUUAGUGUUGGCGGAGCAUUACUACCAUCAUUGGCGAGUAAUGGCCCUAGCCCAGAUUAUUCAAGAUCGCAGGGAAGCAAUCAUCGGCAUACUUUUGAUCACUUACCUGACAUCUGACGAGGACAUCGAUAACAUAUGACUAAUCAACAAAUCAAAAUUUUCAAAGUAAACCUUCGGUAAUUACCAUUGGAUAACUUAUAAUCGAUUUUGGUAUAAAAAUUUUUAUUGGCUAGUCUGGUCAAAAAAUUCGUAGAAAAACGUGAUAUUUGGUUGAGAUGUUUGGUAAUUUUUAAAAUUUGUAUUCUUUGAGUGAUCAAUGCGAAUUAUCACUGCAAAUUUCAUGAAAUUCUUUUGUAUUAUUAAUUUUAAAAAAAACAACCAGGCUACACAAAUUUUGGAAAUUAAUUUAAACAAA